CUUGAUGGAAACCCGGAAGUGAGCGGCGGGGGUAAACAUCGGGAAAAGAGAAGAAUAGCCGAUUAAACCUCGUAGAAAUGAGCUGGAAUCUGUUCAAGGGUGGACCUAAGAAGCAGAUUGUCCCAAAGACUGUUGAAAGGGACUUUGAACGAGAAUAUGGCAAGCUCCAGCAGUUGGAGGAUCAGAUCAAGAAACUACAGAAGGAUAUGAAGAAAAGUAUUGAGGCAGAUUUAGCAAUGUCCAAGUCAGCGGUCAGGAUCUCCUCUGAUCUGUUGGGGAAUCCCUUGUGUGAGCCAGAUGUGGAUUUCCUUCAGAUGGUAACUGCACUAGACACAGCCAUGAAACGUAUGGAUGCUUUCAACCAGGAAAAGGUAAACCAGAUCCAGAAGACUGUGAUGGAUCCUCUGAAGCGGUAUAGCAGUGUAUUCCCAUCCCUAAACAUGGCGGUUAAGCGCAGGGAGCAGGCCCUUCAGGAUUAUAAACGACUUCAAACCAAGGUGGAGAAAUACGAGGAAAAAGAUAAAACUGGAGCAAUGAUCGCAAAGCUGCACCAGGCUCGGGAAGAGCUGCGUCCUGUCCGUGACGACUUUGAGGCAAAAAAUCACCAACUCUUGGACGAGAUGCCAAAAUUUUAUAACAGCCGCACAGAUUUCUUCAAACCCAGUUUCCAGUCACUGAUCCGGGCACAGGUAGUCUAUUACACCGAGAUGUCCCGAGUGUUUGGGGAUCUGGCACAACAGGUGGACGAGGUGCAGUUAUCUGAUGCAGAGCGAGAGCAGGAGAAUGAAGCCAGGCUGGCAGAGCUGCGUUCACUUUCCAUAGUUGCAGACGACUGACCAUUAAACCUCACUAACUUUC
Molecule: messenger RNA, 858 nt
Organism: Xenopus laevis (African clawed frog)
Lineage: Eukaryota; Metazoa; Chordata; Amphibia; Anura; Pipidae
Gene: bin3.L
Product: bridging integrator 3 L homeolog
Exons: 9
Coding region: 78-836 (252 amino acids)
Biological process (GO): plasma membrane tubulation; endocytosis; developmental growth
Cellular component (GO): cytoskeleton; cytoplasm; actin cytoskeleton
Molecular function (GO): lipid binding
Source: RefSeq, marked provisional